GCAACUAUGAGCCUCGAAGUCCGCACUCAUUGUAGAGCACUAGAGCGUGCUCUCUCUCUCUCUCUCUCUCUCUCUCUCUGCGCGUUUGUAGAUCCCUUCUGUCUCGGAAUUUUCCGCUGCAAUACAACUUUUGAAGUUUGGCAGGUGGGAUUUGGAGCGGGGCUCCAAAUGCUUUAGUUACGGAAUGCCUAGGGUUUUAGAAGCAGCUACUGAUCACUCGCUCUCUCCUUGGUCAUUUGUUUGAUGAAUUGCCUCUGAAAGGAUGCUUUGCUUACUAAAACCAAAAUGGCAAACACAAGCUGUGAAUACCCAGAUAUCAAGACAUGUUUCCGUUACUCUCUACUCCACAGCUGCGCCUACCCCAAUAUCAUCCAAAUUGCAGGAGAUCUGUAAUGUUGUUUCAAGUAGUAUUGGCAGCUUGGAUGACUUGGAAGUGAGUCUUAAUCGGUUUGCAAUACCUUUAACUUCACCGCUUGUUACCCAGAUAACAUGUUCUUGCAAAGGUGAAGCACCCACAAGAAGGCUACUUAGAUUCUUUUUGUGGUCCUGUAAAAAUUUAAAUUCUAAAUUGGAAGAUGUGGAUUUCAAUCAUGUGAUUCGUGUGUUUGCUGAAAAAAAGGAUUUUACAGCAAUGGAUGUAUUGAUUUCAGAUCUUGGUAAGGAAAGUCGGACAAUGGAGAGCCGGACUUUUAGUAUUGUGGCUGAGGCAUUGGUUAAACUAGGAAAAGAAGAUCAAGCUCUGGGGAUUUUUAAGAAGUUGGACAAGUUCAAGUGUCCCCAUGAUACAACCACGGUUGUUGCCAUUGUUAAUGCUCUUUGCAUGAGAGGGCAUGCUAGAAGAGCUGAAGGGGUUCUUUCACACCAUAAUGAUAAAGUGUCUGGGGCAGAGGCCUGCAUUUAUAGGAAUUUACUAUAUGGAUGGUCUGUGCAGAAGAAUGUGAAGGAAGCUAGGAGAAUACUCCAACAGAUGAAAUCAAUUGGAGUAAAUCCUGAUCUUUUUUGCUAUAAUAUGUUCCUCAAAUGCCUUUGUGAGCGAAAUGUUAAAUUUAAUCCUUCGGGUCUUGUUCCUGAAACUUUAAAUGUGAUGAUGGAAAUGAGGACUAAUGGGAUUACCCCAACCUCAAUUAGUUACAAUAUAUUGCUCUCUUGCCUUGGUAGGACAAGAAGAGUCAAGGAAUCUAAUCGAAUUCUUAUCUCGAUGAAAAAUUCAGGAUGUUCGCGAGAUUGGUUCAGCUACUAUCUUGUUGUGAGAGUUUUAUUUUUGUCAAAGAGAUUUGGUAAAGGUAGGCAGAUAAUAGAAGAGAUGAUUGCAGAAGGGUUGACCCCAGAACCAAAGUUUUACUAUGAUUUGAUUGGUGUUCUAUGUGGAGUUGAGAGGGUGAAUUAUGCUCUUGAUCUGUUUGAGCAAAUGAAGAAGAGCUCAUUUGGUCAUUAUGGACCAGUUUAUGAUUUGCUUAUACCAAAGCUUUGUAGGAGUGGAGAUUUUGAGAAGGGUAGAGAGCUAUGGGACGAGGCAGUGAGGAUGGGGGUGACUCUUUCCUGCUCGAGAGAUUUAUUGGACCCUUCAAUCACUGAGGUGUUUAAGCCAACUAGAAAGAUUGAAGAUCUUAGCCUUGUGGAAUGUACCACUUCAAAAUAUCAAGAAAGAGUUAUGAAGAUGAGAAUGGAAAAGAAGAUAAAGAAGAACAAGAAGUAUAAGAAGAAUAAGAGAAAGAAGAAAUAAAAAUGCUGCUUCAAUCUAAUGAUUUUUCACAGUAUUUGCCGCUGUAAUUACAACUUCUGAUGUUCAGCGAGUGGGAUUUGGAGCGGCGCUCCAAAUGGUGUAUUUACGAAUUGCCUAGGGUUUCAGAAUGGUGACUCGCUGUCUCCCCGUUAAUUUCUCCUUCCUCCUGUUAUCUUCUUUGCUUUUCGCUUGAUUGUCUCUUCCCACUGGUCCGUCCAUUGCGUAAAUGCCGUGAAGAAUGAAUGCCUAAAGUGUAGUGUAGACCAUUCAGUCCACAACUCAAGUUAUAUUCUUUGGUUUUAGCUUCAAUGUCACUUCCCACUAGUCUGUCCAUUACGAAGUUGCCCUGAAGAAUAAAUGGCUGAAUUGUACUUCACAGUCCAAAACUCAAGUGAUUACCGUUUCCGUGAGCAAUUCAUCAAGAUUGUGGCCUUGUUAUCUUGAAUUUGCAGACUUUUACUGUA
This is a messenger RNA of Malania oleifera, 2187 nucleotides long. RefSeq names its product pentatricopeptide repeat-containing protein At5g61370, mitochondrial. Bases 263 to 1723 code for a protein of 486 amino acids. Lineage: Eukaryota; Viridiplantae; Streptophyta; Magnoliopsida; Santalales; Ximeniaceae. The transcript has 3 exons. The record is from RefSeq and is a predicted model, not a curated record. Gene Ontology annotation, molecular function: protein binding.